Molecule: messenger RNA, 888 nt
Organism: Strongyloides ratti
Lineage: Eukaryota; Metazoa; Nematoda; Chromadorea; Rhabditida; Strongyloididae
Exons: 1
Coding region: 1-888 (295 amino acids)
Source: RefSeq, a predicted model, not a curated record
AUGGAGAAAUUCUUAAUAACGGGUGAUUUUCCAGAGAAAUUGCCAAAAGUAUAUUCCAAGUCAUAUUUAUUAAUUAAUAUGUUGUCACCAGCCACAAAAUAUAUGACUCAUGAAUUGGCAUAUCAGGUGACAUAUGCUGUAGAAAAGUUACUUAAUAGUAUUCCAGAAGAUGUGUAUAGUCGAAAUAAUGUUCAUGACUUUGCUGAAUUUUUUGCUCAUACAGCGUUAAAAAUUGCUAGGAGUAUGUUUGAUAUAAAUGUUAUGGAAGAGUUAACUUUAAUUUUAAAAAAAAUACUUCGUUGUUUUGAGGCAGAGGCACGUUGUAUAUUAUUGAAACGUUCUUUUUCAAGAUUUUUAGAUCAAACUGAAGGUGGUGAUAAUCAACUACCAUAUGAAGCUAAUAUGUCUGCAAUAUUUAUUGAUUUCUAUCGUCAAGAAGUAGGAAAAGCAAAAAUUUUUGAGGAGGAGCUUAUUGACUUAUGGAGUAUUAUUUUAACAAGACAUUAUCAUGACUUUGAUAGAGGUGCAGCUACUUAUUACAAUGCUAUAAUGAUGCUUAUAAAAUUACAGUGCAAUGCUAAAUUAUGUGUUAAACUUUUAAAAAAUACUAUUUCUUCAUCAUAUUAUAAAAUAGUUGAGGAUAAUCUUACUGCAUUUUGUUUACGACGUGAAAUUGAAGUAAAUAAUAUGAAAGAAAAAGCAGAAGAAAUGAAAAAUAAAAUGCCCGGUAGAUUUAAAACAAAAGAAUGUAAAGCUGAAGAAUUACAGAAUAUUAAAGAAAGUCCUUAUGUUGGGGUUUUAAGGUAUUCAAUUGCUACAACAAAAAGUGAUCUUAAUCGUUUAAUUUAUGGUGAUAAUUUUCAAAGAGAUAAUGUUCUCAAGGUUUAA